This is a messenger RNA of Striga hermonthica, 411 nucleotides long. NCBI's taxonomy places the organism in Eukaryota, Viridiplantae, Streptophyta, Magnoliopsida, Lamiales, Orobanchaceae. The record is from the annotation of a GenBank genome assembly.
AUGUCGGGGAAAGGGGCCAAGGGUUUGUUGACGGGGAAAAACCUCGCGUCGAAGGACAAGGAUAAGGACACCAAGAAGAAACCAACUUCUCGUUCUUCUCGAGCUGGGCUUCAGUUCCCCGUUGGGCGUAUCCACCGACUUCUGAAAGAACGAGCAAUGGCCCAUGGGAGAGUGGGUGCCACUGCAGCCGUUUACUCAGCUGCCAUUUUGGAGUACCUAACAGCUGAGGUCCUGGAAUUGGCAGGAAACGCCAGCAAGGAUCUGAAGGUGAAGCGUAUCACGCCACGUCAUCUGCAGCUGGCGAUACGUGGUGAUGAGGAGCUUGAUACUCUCAUCAAAGGAACCAUUGCUGGUGGCGGUGUCAUCCCCCAUAUACACAAGUCCCUCAUCAACAAGUCCUCCAAGGAAUAA